Humulus lupulus (European hop) is the source of this 1709-nucleotide messenger RNA. RefSeq names its product probable protein phosphatase 2C 49. Gene Ontology annotation, molecular function: cation binding; protein serine/threonine phosphatase activity. Bases 174 to 1370 code for a protein of 398 amino acids. Gene Ontology annotation, biological process: protein dephosphorylation. The record is from RefSeq and is a predicted model, not a curated record. NCBI's taxonomy places the organism in Eukaryota, Viridiplantae, Streptophyta, Magnoliopsida, Rosales, Cannabaceae. The transcript is spliced from 4 exons.
ACUCCACAACUCCCAAAGUUUCCCCUUUCCACCAAAUACAAAGUCCGAAGAAAAGAAAUUGCGAGAAAAUCUUUACAAUUAUAUAUAAAAAAAAAACUGAUCGUUUACUUCUGUGUGAUCUUUUUUGAUCGGAAAAGGCUAUAUUUUUAUACUGGGUAUGAUUGUUGGAGAAGAUGGGAGCUGAAGCAGAGGUUGUUUGUCAGCAGAGCGUGCCUGUUUUGGAGGUCAAGUAUUUUGCAAAAGGAACAAAUGUUUGUGAGGUCAUUGAAUUACCUGUACCUCAAACCCUUUCUCCCAAGAGCUUUGAUAAGAUCAAGACUUCGGAUUUGGUCUCUGUUGAUUUAGCCAAGUCUCAGGAGAAUGUUAAAGUUGUGGAGAAAAUCCCUGAUAUGGGUCCUGACUCGGCUGUGAUGCAGCAAUUUGUACCCUGCAUCCGUUCUGGUAGCUUUGCCGAUAUUGGACCCCGAAGAUACAUGGAAGAUGAGCAUAUACGUAUAGAUGAUCUAUCUUCACACUUGGGAUCCCUUUUUCAAUUUCCCACACCAAGUGCUUUCUAUGGGGUGUUUGAUGGUCAUGGAGGUCCUGAAGCUGCAGCUUUUAUCAAGAAAAAUGCAAUGAGGAUCUUCUUUGAAGAUGCCAAACUCCCCCAGACAGCCGAAGUUGAUGAGAUCUUCUCAGGAGAGCUUCAGAACUCACUGCGCAAAGCUUUUCAUCUGGCUGACCUUGCUUUGGCUGAUGAUUGUAAUGUUAACAGUUCUUCUGGGACGACUGCACUCACUGCUAUGAUAUUUGGCAGGCUGUUGAUGGUAGCCAAUGCUGGCGACUGCCGAGCGGUUCUUUGCAGAAAAGGAGAGGCGAUUGACAUGUCUCAAGACCACAGGCCAAUUCAUCCUCCGGAGAGGAGACGGGUUGAGGAAUUGGGUGGCUACAUUGAUGACGGUUAUCUGAAUGGUGUGUUAUCAGUGAGUCGUGCCUUAGGCGACUGGGAUAUGAAGUUCCCACGCGGUUCUCCUUCGCCUCUAAUCUCAGAGCCAGAGUUUCAGCAAAUAAUUCUUACAGAGGAUGAUGAGUUUCUAAUUAUGGGGUGUGAUGGCAUCUGGGAUGUGAUGUCAAGUCAGCAUGCGGUGAGCCUUGUUAGGCGCGGGCUGAGAAGGCAUGAUGACCCGAAUCAGUGUGCCAGAGACCUUGUUAUGGAGGCUUUGCGCCUCAGCACGUUUGACAACCUGACUGUGAUUGUUGUAUGCUUCACUCCACUUGAUCACCGGGAGGUAUCACCUCGGCAGCAGCGGAGACUACGCUGCUGCAGCCUCUCUGCGGAGGCCCUGUGUAGCUUGAGGAACCUCUUGGACGGUGGCAGCGACAGUCGUUGAAUCGCUUUAAACUACUUCCUUUUUUCAAAUAAAAGUCUCUCUUUCUAGGCAAAGGGAGACUAUAUGUUCACUGUUUUUUUGGCUGCUUCAGUUAUGUGAGAGAAAAAGCAGCUGCCAGUUUUGUAGGUGUUGUGUGUGAGAGCCAUUCACAUGGUGCUCACAGAAUCGAUGUAAAUAGUCCGCGGCCGGUGGAGGAGGGUGGGUGGUGUAAAGUUAUGGGUGUAUUCUUUUAGAAACGGUUUCCCAUCAAUGCCUACAAUUUCAAUUCUUUUGUGUGUAUCUUAUGUUACGCUGUACAUUCUCAAUAAAAGUUGCCCCUUUUGCUGCAUUAUAUGAAAA